AUGUCUUUCAAAAGCAGAGGUGGAGGUGGAGGUGGGGGUGGAGAGCAGCCAUCAAGAAGUAGUGUUAUAUCUCAAAAAUGGGCUCUUUUUCUUUGUAUUGGUAGUUUUUGUGUUGGGAUGCUCUUUACUAAUAGAAUGUGGGUAUUGCCGGAAUCCAAAGGUAUUUCAAGGAGUACAGUAGGAGAAGGAGAAAGCCUAAAGUUAGUUUCAGAGGGCUGUAAUCCUAAAUUUUUGCAGCAAAAAUAUGUGAAAAGGGAAUCUAAGAACAUUUUAGGGGAAGUUCAAAAAUCUCAGGAUGCUUUACUGACAUUGGACAAAACAAUUUCUAAUUUGGAGAUGGAAUUAGCAGCAGCUAAGGCAGCGCAAGAGUCAAUUCUCAGUGGGUCUCCAUUAUCUGAAGACAUGGAGAAGACCGGAAUUCCUGUUAGAAAAAAAUACUUUAUGGUUGUGGGAAUUAAUACCGCAUUUAGCAGUCGAAAAAGAAGAGAUUCGGUCCGUGCUACAUGGAUGCCCCAAGGGGAGAGAAGAAGGAAAUUAGAAGAAAAAGGAGUCAUCAUUCGUUUUGUUAUUGGUCACAGUGCAACUGUGGGAGGUAUACUGGACAGAGCUAUCGAAGCUGAGAACAAAAAACAUGGAGAUUUUCUGAGGCUGGAUCAUGUUGAGGGGUAUCUUGAAUUGUCUGCGAAGACAAAAUCAUAUUUUGCUACAGCAGUUUCCAUGUGGGAUGCGGAGUAUUAUGUCAAAGUUGAUGAUGACGUCCAUGUAAAUAUAGACAUGUACUACACAAGUAUGCUAAUGAAGAUGUCUCACUGGGAGCUUGGUUCAUUGGGCUGGAUGUACAACAUAUUGAUGAUCGAAGAUUAUGCUGUGGCACCCCGCCUGAUUGUGAAUGGAAGGCACAGGCAGGCAACAUAUGUGUUGCCUCUUUUGAUUGGAGCUGCAGUGGGAUUUGUAGGUCUGUUGACAGAAUCAAAGAGGUUCAUCGUCGAUGUGGGGAAGCUGAAAACGCAAUAUUGA
Molecule: messenger RNA, 1017 nt
Organism: Oldenlandia corymbosa var. corymbosa
Lineage: Eukaryota; Viridiplantae; Streptophyta; Magnoliopsida; Gentianales; Rubiaceae
Source: the annotation of a GenBank genome assembly